This is a messenger RNA of Diutina rugosa, 2400 nucleotides long. RefSeq names its product Tok1p (gene TOK1). Gene Ontology annotation, biological process: potassium ion transmembrane transport; stabilization of membrane potential. Gene Ontology annotation, cellular component: membrane. Gene Ontology annotation, molecular function: potassium ion leak channel activity. The coding region runs from base 1 to 2400 and encodes 799 amino acids. The record is from RefSeq and is a predicted model, not a curated record. The transcript has a single exon. Lineage: Eukaryota; Fungi; Ascomycota; Pichiomycetes; Serinales; Debaryomycetaceae.
AUGUUACCGCCUCCCGACGUUGAGAACGAGGCCACCGAACAGGCCCAGGAGCGAACAACGCGGCUCACUCAUGGCCAGGUGGCGGGGCUCAACCGCCAGCUCGCCCCCGUGGUCUUCCACAUGAAGACGCCCCAUCUGGCGGAAUUGGCGCCGUUGAUGUUGACCCACACCAUCGCCGCCCCGGUGGUCGCCAUUUCCAACAUCCGAAAGCAUCCGGGCGACCGUUUCUUCUACACCUGGUUCUGCAUCCUGACCUACAUCCCUAUCUUGGCCGCGUGCAUCGGACCAGUGGCUAACAUGCUCUCGAUCGUCGCCCUUAUCGAACGGUGGCGCUCGGUGACCGCCGAGUCAUCGGACGAGCACGACCAUCCCAGCGAAAUCUCCGAUGAGUGGCGGGUGAUGGUGCUUAAUGCGGUGCUGUUGGCCUCGGGGGUCGUCGGCAAUAUCGCCUUCUUUGGGAACUUUACCGGCCGGUUGCGCUACUCCAUCGCCAUCUUGACGUCAAUCUUCUGUUGGUACGCGUCUAGCGGGUUGCUUUUAGCGGCGAUCUUCGUUACUCGCGGCACGUUCACCCCGCAACUUGUGCCUCUGGAAGGAUUCUACACUGCCUGUUUCACCUGCGGGUUCUACUUUUUGAACGGGGUGUUGUUGCUGGUCAACUACUUCGGGGCAGUGAUCAAAAUGUAUCCCUUUGGUCUCAAUCUCAACAGCAAGCAGCGCACGCUUAUGGUGUUCACAAUUUCGUUCUGUGUGUGGUGUAUGGUGGGGUGUCUAUCGAUGCGAAAGCUUAUAGGCGAUAUCACUUACUCACUGGCGUUGUACUACUGCCUUGUACUGUACUUCACCAUCGGGCUUGGUGACAUCACUGCCCACAACGAUGGCGGUAAGGCGGUGGCGUUACUCCUUCUGUUAGGCGGUACGUUGCUUUUAGCGUUGAUCGUCACCAAUAUCCGCCUGGUGGUAAUGCUGAUUGCUGGCCCUACCCUCUCGUGGGACGGAGCCGAGCGGCGGCGACGGCGUACUGUGAAGAAGUACGAGGAAAAGCACAUCGAGGUGACGUUUGACUCAUCGUACCACAAGAUGCGGCGCAUCCAACGGAAGCUGGACUUGAGUCUGCUUCGCCAAACGUUGAUCACCGAACUAUGCGUGUUCUGUGUGUUUUGGUUUGUCGGGGCUACCGUGUUCUAUACCGUGGAAGACUGGGACUACUUCACCGGUAUAUACUUCUGCUUCUUGUGUCUUUUGACCAUUGGCUACGGUGACUACGCCCCCAAAUCUAACCUUGGCCGCGUGUUUUUCUGUGUAUGGACCAUAGCGGCGGUGCCGAUGAUGACGAUCAUUAUCAGUAAUAUGGGCGACAAGCUCUACCUGUGGCUGGACUUCUUCACCCAGGCGUUCCGCCGGGUGUGGUGGGGGAAGAUGCAGCGGAAGAAACCCAAGGUUCAGGGAGAGCAGCCGGUGUGGGAACUGGCGCUGGAACUGGACCUGGACCUGGACCUGGACCUGGACCUGGAGCAGGAGAUGGCCCUGCACCGGGGUCAGGAGGUCGGCGCCGACGACGAAAUGAGACGCAAUUCCAGUGAUACCAUCUCGGUCCACCUGCCGGAACCGGAGCCGGACAAACCGUUGUGGCCGUUGGAAAACCCCCCUAGCUCUGGUGAUAGCGCGGGAAGCGUUGAGGAAUCCAAGGAAACUCACCUGUUGGAAACGCCGAAGAAGUUGAGCUAUACGAAAGAAUGGCGCCGGAUCUGCGAGGUGUUGCAAAAGCGUAUUCGCCAACAGCUGGAGCAGCAGCGACAAUUGCUUGAGUACAUUGCCGCGUUGACGCCCCUUAUUCGUGACCUGGCGGACCACCCCGAUAAACGCUACAGUCUUGAAGCGUGGCAUAAGCUUUUCCGAGCCGUGCAACUGCCGGGGUUUCUCGCUGAUGAGGUGAAGGACAUUCCGGUGUACGAAGAGGAUCCCUGGAUGUGGCUUGGCGAGCGGUCACCGCUCCGGGUGCCUAUCAGAGAACCCAACUUCAUGAUGAUGAAGCUUUACUCGAAGAUCGAGCUCGACUUAGUGGCAAUGCAAAGAUUCUGGCUGCACGAAGAUCAGAAGCUUACGGACUAUCUCAACCGUAUUCAGGAUAUGGCCGAUGAACAAGAUGCUAAGCGGAUUCAUCGCAUGCAGAGACGGCAUCGCAGAGGUCACAAUCGUCGGGUACGUCGUCGUCCCGGCAUACUGCCUCGUCCUAGCAGAUCGCGGUCGAAAUCACAGUUACUGUCAUCAUCAGAGUCAAAUAUAUCACCAUUCUCACCGAAGACGUGGCCGAAGCCGCCGUUGUUCAAAUUGAUUACUCGCACCUUAACUGAGAAGAAAGAAAUGGAGAAUGAGAAGGAAGGAGAGAAAAGAUUAUAG